AGAGCUUCAGUAACUAGCGCCGUGAAGGAGACCUAGAACAUGUAUAUCUAGCGUCGUUUGAAAUUUCUAUUUGACUCCUCAUUUCUACUACCUUCUAGCACUCGUCGCUAGGAUGGCGUCGAAACGUAUUGUUGUUGCAGGCGGAAGCGGGUUUUUGGGAUCUAGAAUAUGCAAACAUGCUUCCGUUCGAGGGUGGGCCGUUACAUCUCUGAGCCGUUCAGGGGAGCCCCGAUGGGAUACAGUAACAGCUUCGAAGGAGAAGCCAGGCUGGGCGGACUCGGUGGAAUGGGCAAAGGCCGAUAUUUUGAAGCCUACGACAUACAAGCCGUUUUUGAAAGAUGCGACAGCGGUCGUGCAUACAAUGGGAAUCAUCCUGGAGGCGGACUACAAGGGCGUUGUGCAAGGCAAGGAGUCGAUUGUUAGCGGCUUACAAAGAGCGUUUAGUUCGACAAAACUGGGAACUCAGGACCCUUUGAAGCGAGGAUUGGGUGACGAGCUACGACCUCAAGAAAGAGACGGUCAAUUGACGUAUGAAGUAAUGAAUAGAGACACAGCCAUCGCAUUAGCACAGGAGAGCUCCCAAGAACACGUUCCAACGUUUGUCUAUAUAUCAGCUGCUGCGGGAGCGCCGCUUCUUCCGGGUAGAUACAUCACAACAAAAAGGGAAGCCGAAGCAAGGAUAUCAGCGACAUUUCCCAGCUUGCGAAGCAUCUUCAUUCGACCAGGUUUCCUAUACGACUCCAGCAGAAAAUUCACGUUGCCGAUCGCCGUGGGCGGUAUGAUCGGUUCAGAAAUCAACGCUGUUCUUGGCGGACGCCUCCAGCGCUUCACUGGUUCCAUGACGGAAAAGCCUCUUAAGGCUGAUAUUGUGGCACAGGCAGUAGUGGAGGCAAUUGACGAUGAAUCAACAAGUGGCGUGGUUGGAACAAAGAAAAUCGAGAGUUUGGCGACAAAGGCAUGGCGGAAGACCAUGCUUUGAGUCGGCCACGUCGGCUUUCUAACAAGUAACGUCAAGACAAGUCGACAAUAUGGUCGUAGUCUAUGAGAAGUAAAACUGCUACUUCAAAGUGCAGUACCCCGCUCGAAACUAUCUCUAAUUUCUCUCGUGUACUAUAGCAUUAUUAGCAAACUAUUAUAAAAUAGAAGGCACUCCGUGACUGGCGAGCUUACCUUAUCGUAAAAUCGAG
This is a messenger RNA of Talaromyces proteolyticus, 1187 nucleotides long. RefSeq lists its product as uncharacterized. Lineage: Eukaryota; Fungi; Ascomycota; Eurotiomycetes; Eurotiales; Trichocomaceae. The record is from RefSeq and is a predicted model, not a curated record. Gene Ontology annotation, molecular function: protein-containing complex binding. The transcript has 4 exons. Gene Ontology annotation, cellular component: mitochondrion. Bases 113 to 979 code for a protein of 288 amino acids.